Messenger RNA from Chrysochloris asiatica (Cape golden mole), 3675 nucleotides. Its product is annotated as NHS-like protein 2-like. Gene Ontology annotation, biological process: cell differentiation. The coding region runs from base 1 to 3675 and encodes 1224 amino acids. The transcript is spliced from 8 exons. The record is from RefSeq and is a predicted model, not a curated record. NCBI's taxonomy places the organism in Eukaryota, Metazoa, Chordata, Mammalia, Afrosoricida, Chrysochloridae.
AUGCCGUUCUACAGGCGCACUGUGGUGCCCCAGAGUCUGUGUCCGAGCAACCAACCACAACCGUUGGCUGAACUCCGCGACGUGAGCCACCUGGCUGCGCUCAGCCUGCUUCGGCAGCUCGCUGACCUCUGUGGCCACUCGCUGGCUUUGCUUGAGGACCUCGAGGGGCACCUGUUGGCCCUGGUGCACCGCACCGACAGCCUGUGCCAGCGAACAGUGCGCCUCCGCCGCCGCCUUCCCUGCCGCCUGCUUGGUCUGGAGGACAACCGGGAACAGCUAGCUGCAGCUAACUCGAGUCAGGAAAAUGCGACAGCGACUGCCCUCUCGAGGUCGUCAUGGCGACAGCCAGUGAAUGUGUUCCUCUCUUCAGGCAGGCCCCCGAGUGUAGAGGAGCUGCUUCAGGAGGCGCAGCUCAAUCUCCAGAGCCUGUUGCAAGAAGAAUAUGAGGAACAGUACUCAGAGGCCAGACUCCUGGGGCAGACCUUCCGCUCUUCUGAUGAGCCCCCUGAACCCACUCCCAAUCCAAGGCCCCAGCCUGCCAGGCACCUGGAGUUAGUAUUGAUGCCUACAAAACAGCAGCUGAGCGAGGAUGAUACCACCACCCAGGGUGUGAGGGCCCCAGAGACCUCACUGAACCUGUCUACCACAGCUGACAAGCAAACUGCCUGGAAUAGCUCCUUCCCUCUGCCCAUCCUAGAGGAGAGGGGAUGGCUUCAGCCUUGCUCCACACAGUCUGACAUUGUACCCAUCAACAUCUCUGGACAGCAGUUUGAUAAACAUGCAAGUUCGCGACACUCAUUGUUUAACACGGAGACAGCCGUGAACCCCAAGUCUACCCUGAGGCGGAGGCGGACCAUUAUUGGAGUUUCUAACUUUUCCCAGCGAGACCAAGGUCACAGCAACAGCCCAGCAGACAGUGUGACCCACUCUUCAACCUCAGACAUCAGGCCCAGUCAUCCCGUUCCAGAAGGUGUUCACGGAAGAAUUGCAGUUAGUCAGGAAGCUCAGCUCCAAAAUCUCACCUCAUCAGUAUUAAGAAAUCCUUCUAGCAAUCUGGAAGAGACUCACCAGGAAUGUAGUGGUACAAACCCUCCUGGCAUGGAGAGCAUGGGAAUGGUGUACAGUGUCCCUAGUUCUUGCAAUGGAACAACAGAAUCUACAUUCUCCACUUCCUGGAAAGGAGAUGCUUUCGCCUACAUGAUUCCAAGUGCCACUAGCCAGAGCGAUCACGUCUAUGAAAAUGCAAAGAAUCCUUCCUCCAGGAAUUCUUGGGUCUCUCUGAACACCCUCCCACCUCUGGUUGCUAAAGAGGCUGCUGCCCUCUCUGUCACUCGUGAUAACCUAGCAGGAUGCAGUAAAUUAGCUGGCUCCUCUGAGCACCCUACUCAAAGAAGGCAAGUACCAGAAAGAGCUGCCAAGACUGGCCUUCUGGCCAGUGCUACAUCAAGACGGGACAUAGGCCCGCAUGGGGCCAGCAAAUUCCGGGAGCGGUCACUGUCGGUGCCCACAGACUCAGGCAUCCCAGAUGUUGACUGUGAUGAGGGGCAGAAGGCCAGUGAAAUCUGUGCCCUGCCUUAUGCCAGUACUAGUUCUGAGGGAAGUAAUAGUGCUGACAACAUUGCCUCCCUUAGUGCCAGACAGGAGGCUCAGCACAGAAGGCAGAGGUCCAAAAGCAUCUCACUCAAGAAAGCCAAAAAGAAACCUUCUCCACCAAUGCGCAGUGUCUCACUGGUCAAAGAUGAGCCAGUACUCCUGUCAGAAGAUGGACCAGCAUUACUUAAGGACCAGAGACCCAAGAGCCUUUGUCUUUCCUUGGAGCACCAAGGACAUCACUUGUCCCACCCAGAUGCUCAGGGUCACUCACCUGCGCCAACCCUUAAAGAUUCAGAAGGCAUACAAUUCUCCCACCAUUGGUAUCUUACUGACUGGAAAUCUGGUGACACCUACCAAUCCUUGUCCAGCUCCAGCACUGCCACUGGCACCACAGUCAUUGAGUGCACCCAAGUUCAGGGCAGCUCAGAGUCUCUUGCUUCCCCUUCUACUUCCAGAGCUACUACGCCUUCCCAACUUUCUAUUGAGAUGGAGGCCAGGGAGAUAUCCUCUCCAGGAAGGCCCACUGGACUAAUGUCACCCUCUAGCGGAUACUCCAGUCAGUCAGAGACACCAACACCCACUGUCUCCAUGUCCUUGACCCUGGGCCACUUUGCCCCUCCAAGCAGCAGUGUCCGGGUACGUCCAGUGGUACCUGAGAGGAAGUCAUCACUACCUCCGAUAUCACCAAUGGAGAAAAGUUCCAAAUCACGGCUCUCAUUUGACUUACCAUUGACCUCUUCCACCAACCUGGAUCUGUCUUGUAUGAGUAUCUCCUUCCAAAGCAAAACCAAGGUGAGCCGUCAUCACUCAGAUACAAAUUUUGGGGCCAAGCUGGCCCAGAAAACUAGUCCCAACCAGCCAAUCAUGCCUAUAGUUACUCAAUCUGACCUACGUUCUGUUCGCCUGAGGUCAGUCAGCAAGUCUGAGCCAGAAGGUGACACUGAGAGCCCCGAUUUUGCUGAAGAGCCUGGAACAGAAGUCUUUACCUUGCCAGAGAGAAAGAUGAAACCUCCGGUAGCUGAGAAGCCUCCACUGGCCCGAAAGCCUCCAAGCUUGGUCCAUAGGCCACCAUCAGUCCCUAAGGGAUACCUACUAACUUCACCUACACUAGCUAUGACCACUAAGAGCUCAAUUCAACACAUGAGGCCACUCCCACCAGACAUCUACACCGUGGCACAGGAACCAAAGUCCUCCAGCUUCUCUGAUGGCAAGAGCCCAGAGGAAUCAGCAGUACCCUUACCACUUGUUUUCACACCUUUUGCCAAUUCCUCUGGUGCUUUCUUCUCAGGAACACAACUGCCUCCCCAGAGAAAUAUGGCGGAUGAGAGUUCCAAGAUAAAAGCCCUGCCUGAAAGAAUUAGCCUCCAGAGCCAGGAAGAAGCUGAGAAAAAGAAAGGCAAGAUUCCACCUCCUGUACCAAAAAAGCCCAGCGUGCUGUACCUGCCUCUCACGUCAUCCACAGCUCAAAUGGAGGUCUAUAUGGCAGAACCAAGGCUACCUCUCAGUCCCAUCAUCACCUUAGAGGAAGAUGCCAAGUGUACUCCCACCGAUGAUGACCUACAAUCACCUGGCAAAAAGAUGACUUCAAUUCCACAGGCUGAUAAUGAAAAGGAGGCAAGACUUCUAGGGAGUUCUAUGGAACCGAGCACCGAAGAAAAAGGUUUAAUCAGUGAUAAAACAGCCGAAUCGAUUGCAGAAGAUGAUGAUGAUGUACCUGUGGCUUCACGUACAACUGAAGAUUUAUUUACUGUGAUACACAGGUCCAAAAGAAAGCUGCUUGGCUGGAAGGAACCUGGUGAGGCAUUUGCUGGCAGCAGACCGAGCUCCCACUUGCCAAUAAAGAACACAGCUGAUUCUUCAAUCAGUGAGUCUGCUGCUUGUGCAGGGUCAGGCAGCAGUGCUAACCUAGAUGCUGGCAGAAAUGAUGAUUUCAAGGCCCUGCUACAGAAGAAAGGAAGUAAGGUAACUCCAAGGUCCCGCCCCUCAGCAGCUGAACUGCUAAAGACCACCAACCCACUGGCUCGGAGAAUUAUCGCACAAUUUUCAAAAGACUAUGAAACCACGGAUAACUCCAGUACCUAA